CAGACUUUCACUCAUCAGGCUGUACAUUUGACUUCUUGUUUGCAGCACCAGAGGCCGAGGCAACUGUGUGACUGAAACCAACUAUGGAGGAAGCACAUAGAAUGGAUCUGACCUACAUCACUGAACGUAUCAUUACCAUAUACUCCCCUCCCGGGUGUCCAGAGGAGAUCUAUCUGCAGAACCUAUGGGAGAUUAUUCCCAUGCUGCAGUCCAAGCAUGGACAAAACUACAUGCUCAUCAACCUCUCCCGGAAGCAUGACACUGUGAGAAGACUCAACCACAAGGUUUUGGACACAGGAUGGGUGGAUCUCUUGGCUCCCAGCCUGGAUCAGAUCAUUGGUGUGUGCACAGCAAUAAAGAACUGGCUGAACGCCCAUCUAAAGCAUGUCCUCGUGUUACACUGCAGGGGAGGAAAAGGUCGACUUGGAGUUUUGGUGGCAUCCUACAUUCACUUCACCUCCAUCUCAGCCAGUGCAGACCUUUCCCUCGACCAUUUCGCCAUGAGGAGGUUCUACAAUGACACACUCUCUGCUCUUAUGACCCCUUCACAGAAACGGUAUGUAUGGAUGCUGGGCAGCAUAUUAAAAGGCAGACUAAAGAUGUCUCCUUCUCCAUCUUUCCUGCUCUGUGUUGUUCUUUAUAGUCUCCCCAAACUAAGACCAGAUGGAGGAUGUUUCCUGUUCUUGAGGGUCUACCAAAGUCUACAAGCUGUUUGCACGUCUCCAAUUUACCAUGUUAAUGCAGCUGAGACAGAUCGCCUCUACAUUGUGCUUCAGCCCGCUCAGCUGCUCAAAGGGGACAUCAUGGUGGUUUGUUAUGACAAAAACAGCCGGUCAGCCAGUCGUCAGGUCGUCUUCCGGCUCCAGUUUCACACGGGCCUCAUAUGUGGACACGCCCUCACUUUCUCAAAGGCGGACCUUGACUGUGCCAGAGAAGAUGCCCGGUUCCCAGAAGAUGGAAAAGUAGAGCUGCUAUUCUCUGAAAGUCCUGAAAAAAUUGCAGGCAGAGAGCUAUGGCACAAUGGACGCUCUGUGACAGUGGACUAUGACACCUUGGACCCUUUGGUUAGACGAGACUCUUAUCAGGACACAUCUUGUCUAGAAACAGCUCCCCCCCAUGCCCUGGACCCUGGAAACAUUGUUUUGAGUGCCAGAGAGAGGAAGACGAGUAGUGAGGAAGGAGCUUCAUUCCCUUUAACUACCUGCAGUGGUAGUUGCAGUGACCGAGCUCCAUCUGCCAGCAGUGAUUCUGGCUUGUCUGUUGCCUCACAGGGGCUGACUGGAGCCAGACUGAAGAGAGAAGCCAACCAGGACAAGUGCACCCAAGCAGGGAAGCUGGUCUCUGAGGUGGACUUUGAGCUUCCUCAGCGUCUUCAGGAAGUCAUGACUGAGCUGGCUUCAACUAGUGGAAGAAAGGAGGAGAUAGCUAGAGAUGAGUCUGGAUUGGGACACACAAUCAAUGGAGAGGCUUCGUCCAGCGAGAGGGAGACUGACAUAUUGGAUGAUGAGGAUGAAGCAGAUAGUGGUGCAGUUCCUGCUCUAGACAUUCCGAACUCAAGUAGUAUUUGCUCCCUCUCGUCCGAAAAUCUGCCCAAAACUCAGAAUCUAGCCCAAAGUGAGUACUUGACGCACUCCUGGGUACAGCAGCAACAAAAGGCUGCUGUCAGUGAUAACUUCAUUACAGUUGAUGGGGAUGGGAAGUCGAGCAGGAUAAAGAAAGGGAGGCCACCACCUCUGGCUGCAUCUGUGGCUGCUCCAGACACUCCACCUCGAGGACUCAGCAGCAGGGAAGCAGUGCAGAGAGGGCUGGUGCACGAGAAUGAUGCACAUAUCAUAGAUAAAACACAGAACAUACACUCUGCUAAUACCACACAAACGUCAGCUUGUCAAGAAGACGAACUAGCGUCUUUAUCCACAGACAUUGAUGAGUCCAUAGAGCAGCUCAAUCAGCUGAUUCUGGAUUUGGAUCCCACCUUUGUUCCUGUUCCUACCUGCUAUUCCCCCUUAACUCGCUCUGCUUCCCUACACAGCAAUGGCCUCAGCAACAAGGGAAGAACUCAUCAGUCAGGUUGGAUACAACAGAAGCAGGUCACUGAUGUUACAGAUUACGCUGGUCAUCAUAGUCCAGUAUGGAGAGAGGGUGGACAUCAGAGCCUAAGGAGUUCCCCAGGCUACAGUCCUUCCUUGCCCUCUCAGCACGGACAUCUCUAUAAAUACAACAGUGUGGACUAUCAAGGACGGACAGUUAGCUCUGACAUCGUCCCUCCCACUCCUGCCUUCCCAGUGUCUCCUCCAACGCCUUAUGUGAAACAUUUCUCAGAGUUUUCCCAGCUCAGGACAGGCAGGCAGUUUGACCAACACAGCUUGACACAAGAUUCCCGGAGUUUCCUGGACAGCAUGAACCACGGCAGCAGCUCCACAGAGGGAGAGAUAUUCAGAUCAGACGUUCCUGCUUCCUGUCAGAGGAUCUUUGGCUCCAUGUGCUCAGUGUCAUCGGGCAGCCACCUCCCACACGCAGACAGCUCCACUCCUCCUCCAGUGUGGCACGACCAUACUUCAAACUCCCUGAACUCCCCGUAUCCUUCCCAGCCAUCACCUCCUCUAUCUCUCAACUCUCCCAAUGCCCACAGUUCUCCUCAUGGGCCCGCAGGGGCCCACAGGGGGAGGGACAGCACAGACUUGUCCUCGUUAUUGUUGGGGAAUGGUGGCCUGGAGGAGAGCCUGCUGGAGGCAAUGGAGGGCCUUGGUAGUUUUAACCUGUUUGGAGAGGAGGGCCUUGCUCCACUGUUGCCUGAGAAAAGAAGGGGAGGUGAAGGGGGAGAACUUAGCUCCCGCUCCCCUUCACUGAGUGGAUAUUCUAGCCCUCGUAGUGGAAGCAGUCUCAGCAUCCCUUUCUCAUCUUCCAUGACCCCUGACCCCUUAAGAGGAAUCAGUGGGGCCUCGUCACCUGGAGCAGACUCUGGCAGUAAGCAGGACACUGUGAAGUUUGUUCAGGACACUUCCAAGUUCUGGUACAAGCCCGACAUUUCCAGAGACCAAGCCAUCGCGGUGCUGAAGGACAAAGAGCCGGGUUCGUUCAUUGUCAGAGACAGCCAUUCAUUUCGUGGCGCAUACGGUUUGGCCAUGAAGGUGGCUACACCUCCUCCAACAGUGAUACAGAGCAAAAAAGGAGGAGAUCUGUCUAAUGAGCUGGUGAGACACUUCCUGAUAGAGUGCACACAGAAAGGUGUUCGGCUUAAAGGAUGCCCCAAUGAGCCUUACUUUGGAAGUCUCACAGCGCUGGUGUGUCAACACUCCAUCACGCCAUUGGCUCUGCCCUGUAAACUCAUCCUGCCUGACAAAGAUCCACUAGAGGAGCUGAAUGACUCCUCUACACAGACAGCAACGAACUCAGCAGCUGAGCUUCUCAAACAAGGAGCAGCGUGCAAUGUGUGGUACCUGGGCUCCGUAGAGCUGGAAUCUCUCACGGGCCACCAGGCGGUCCAGAAGGCGACCACAGUCACGCUCUCCAUGGAUCCGCCACCUCCCUCCACUGUCGUACAUUUCAAAGUCUCAGCGCAGGGAAUCACACUCACUGACAACCAGCGGAAGUUGUUCUUCAGGAGACACUACGCUGUCAACACUGUCAUAUUCUGCUCUCUGGACCCGCAGGGCAGGAAGUGGACACGAGACAGCGGCUCCACUGCAAAGAUCUUUGGAUUUGUUGCCAGAAAAUCUCAGAGUGAGACUGAAAACGUGUGCCAUCUGUUUGCUGAGCACGACCCUGAGCAGCCUGCGAGCGCCAUUGUCAACUUUGUCUCGAAGGUCAUGAUCGGGUCGCACAAGAAGUAGCGAGAAAGAGACUUGAGCAGUGGAGUAAAAAACUUGGACUUAUAGGAAUCCUGCCCAAAAGGCAUAUAAAUAUGAAAAACUUUGAACCCUUACACUCCAGCGCUUUCAGCUCCUAUUCCUACCUGCGGAGUAGAUUUGUCUUUUGCACUGCAGGAUGCUAGCACCAGAGGGAGCCAAAAGCAUGAAAGUCAGUUCACAUUUUGGCUAUUUUCUUGAAAUUUUAUUUUGAAACUUAUUCUAAACACACUUAUGACAUUGAUCUUGCUUGUGGCAGACAGUGAAAACUGCCCAUUGUAACACACUUAUUUCAAAUCAAGGAAUAUUAGAUAGUCCACACACAAACACAUAUUUCUAAACACAAUUUCAAUUCUGAUUUUUCUGUGUUUUACUUGUAAAAAGAGUCAAAACAGGUUUCAUCAUCAGCUUUUGUAAACUAAUUGUUAUGUUCAGUGAAACCAACAAUAUUUUAGCAUGACAGGCAAUAUUUUGGUUUCCCUGUACUUAAGAUGAAUCAUUUAUGCCAUGUUUAUGUAUUGGUUGAGAUAUUUAUCCAUUUUAAAGAUGUGUCAUUGUCUUUAUUUUCCCAAAAUAUAUUUGUCAUAUAUUUUUUGUAUAUUAACACAUAUUGUACAUUAGCAUUAAAGGAAGUGAACUUAA
Messenger RNA from Pundamilia nyererei, 4487 nucleotides. It is a transcript of the gene tns3.2, whose product is annotated as tensin 3, tandem duplicate 2. Gene Ontology annotation, cellular component: focal adhesion. Bases 84 to 3830 code for a protein of 1248 amino acids. The record is from RefSeq and is a predicted model, not a curated record. NCBI's taxonomy places the organism in Eukaryota, Metazoa, Chordata, Actinopteri, Cichliformes, Cichlidae. Gene Ontology annotation, molecular function: protein binding. The transcript is spliced from 27 exons.